GACACACGCUGCACAAAUUCAUACCUCAGUGGUUUGAGUUUACAUCUUGAGGGAAAAGAACCACUGAAAAGCAACAAUAGCCUAUACUUUCUCUUUUUCAAAGCAAAAAAUCUUGGACUAUCUCACUCUUGAUGUUUUUUUCCCCUCUCAGCCAGACGCCAUAUGCACGCCUCCGCUAGUCGACCCACUUUUGACUGGACAGACCGUUUCGGCUGCCUCUAUCAUUAGUCUGGUUAACACAGGAUUUGAAAACUUGAAGUUUAACUUCUAACGAACUCGUUUACACUUGAUUCCAAGACUAAUCUUGCAACACACUGGGGGGAACAUGUAGACAUGGAUUUUAUGAAGCUGUUUGGCACUGUUAUCGCCGUUUUGUUCCACCCUGGAUCCGCGUCUAAAAUAAAUGGCCAAAGGAUCUGUCGGCGCGGGACAGAGCGCCCAUGCUACAAGGUGUCCUACAUCCAGGACAGCAGGCAGAGGCUGACCUUCGAGGAUGCCAGGCAGGCCUGCAGGUCGGAUGGAGGCGACUUGCUCAGCAUUGAAACAGAAAGCGAGCAGCGGCUAAUGGGGAGGUUUAUACAGCAGCUGCAGGCUGGAGAUGGAGACUUCUGGAUCGGGCUCCGGCGCAGCCCACAGCGUUACAGGGCAGGCACCACGAGCCCAGGGUGCCCCUCGCAGUACUAUUGGCUGGAUGGAAGCAAGGCCAAGUUCAGGAACUGGCAUUGGGACGAGCCAUCGUGUGGUGUUGAAAUGUGUGUGGUUCUCUACUACCAGCCCUCUGCACCACCCGAUGAAGAAGGUCAUUUCCUGUUCCAGUGGAACGAUGACAACUGCAACUCCAAAAACAACUUUGUGUGCAAAUACCCGGAAGAAAAAGUACCAGUAUUUACUGAAGAAGGGAACACAGCACAUGCAGUUCCAUCUCUGAGGCCAAACAUAUUGUCAACUACAGAGAGAGAUGAGAGGAUAAAAAUAGGACUACCUGAGUCAUCAGUGUCUCUCUCAGACGACACCCUGUAUGUUUCCUACAUCCUUUAUGCAACUAUGCCUGCUCUGCUACUGCUGCUGUUUGCAGCUGCUGGAUUCUUCUGCUAUAAACAGCAUGCUAAGAGGAGGAAGACAGAAACAGAAAGCUACCCCAGCAGAUCAAAACCGUGGACGUCAACAACAGCAUCACCUUAUGCCAUACAAGGACCUUACGCCUUUAGUGACAUUAGCAAACUGCCGCCUCACACUGCUCUGGACGGCAGCAUACCAGCAGACAUCAUGAAAAAGUACUCCUGUGCUCCUUCCCAGGACUCCCGUUGCGACGACUAUGAGAAUGUGUCAUGUGCGGAAAGGGAGAGCGGCUUUGUGACCAAUGACAUCUAUGAGACCUGCAGAGCCCAGAGCCGGCAGACUGGUUGGGUGGAAAAUGAGAUCUAUGGAUAACACUGUUGAUGCAGCCAUAUCUGGUCUCUGUGAGUGUCUGUCAACCUCAUACCAGCUAUAGAAUGUGACCCAGCUAGACGGAGGAACACAAUGUUCUCAAUCCCUUUCUUCCUGUAAACCCUACUGGUUACUUGUGUGGUUCAGGCUAACUAAACAUGCGUCUGUGUCGGCCUGGACUUAGACCUAUCUUAAAUAAUCUCCUGUGUGUACCUCCAGUGCUGCAUAUUGAGCAUCCAGCAUCCAAAGCUGCAAGUCAGAUAAAUGCUUAAAGCAGGGUUUCCCAAAGUAAUGUCGACUGUGAGUCCAUAUUUAGGCCCCAAACUUCCCAGAACCCCACAAUAAAGAGUUCUCAAAUUGGGAAUCUAAGCAUGGCAUACCUUUGGAUUCAAGAGUAAUAAAUGGGUUAUAUAAAAUUGGUAAUAUAUUUAAGAUAUUUCUAAUAAAUGUUAUCAUUAAACAAGACCAAGAGUCUGCAGGGAUUCUAGUAGCUCUGUGAGGCUGUACUCAGACACAGUGGUGCUUUGAGCUGAAUGCUAAUAUCAGCAUGCUCCCAAAGACCAAUGAUAACAUGCUGAUGUUUAGCGAGUAUAAUGUUUACCAUGUUUACCAAUCAUAGUUUUGUGUGUUAGUAUGCUAACAUUUGCUAAUUAGCACUAAAGACAAAGUGCAGCAGAUCUUGAGGGGAAUUAUUUCAAUUCAUCAAGGGAAUCAUUAGAUUUGCAGAUAUUUGGUUAUAAACCAAAGUAUUAAAUGGAUUAAAAGUUAGGGAAUCCAGUCCAAUAGUUUAGACACUUUACUCUGAGCCACAAAUGUCAACCUUAUGGUGAUGCUAUAACAUUGAGAUGCAUCAUCUGGACAAAUUCUCUGACAAAUUAUGUAACUUCACAGCAGCACGAAGGCUUUGGUUUCAAAGAAUGAUCUCAAAUACGCAUUACUGAGUCAGGGUAGGUUAUCGUUACAGCAGUGCUCCUAUAUUUCGGCAUGGUGGAUUGCACAUUUAACCAUGGGUAUAAGUGCAAAUUUUGACGACUCACGCAAGGUUACUCAUCUUGUAAAAAAUCCAAAAUAAACUAUUCAGCCGCUUUCAAAUCACGUCACUAGAUAUUACGAGACAAGGACAAAAAGAUCCUGUUGUCUUUCUACAACAGUAGAGUUAUCCUAUUCAGGGACUAUUCUGACCCUUUCUCUAAAUCUAAAGAUUGGUGUCUGCCCAGUGUAAGGCUUCCUGUUUGGACUCUGAUGUCAGGGAACAGGACAGUACAUGCGGAAACACUCAUGACAGAACUCUGCUGACCCCAGUAAAGCUCAAAGCUGUGGGCUUUCCCAGACCCCACCUGACUGUGGGGGAAAUUCAACCCUUCCACUGAUCUGACAGUACAGAGAGUUUUUAGGAGUGACCAUUUUUUGAGUAUGUCAAUGUCAUGGAUUAAUUCAUCGGUGUUUGCUUGUAAAUGCCUGCCUUGUAAAUUUGUAAAAUAAUCAUGGAUAUACAUUACUAAACACAAAUGCCUUUGUUAUUUUUGAGUGGACUGCUGGGUCUGUGUCUUAGAAAUAUGUAGCAAGCCCAGUAAGGAGAGGCUGAGUGUGUUCUUGGAGAAUGUUAGACAGGAAAUGCCAAAAGCACAUCUGGAACUCUUACAUUCAGGAAGUCUAUGCGUGACAGCGGGGGCCUUCGGAGUGCUGCUCUGCCUGCCCGUAAUCCACUACUCUGUGUUAGACUGUCACUGCAUGAGCUGAAGAGAACAACUGUUGGGUGUGAACGUGUGCUGAAUCUUAAACGUGAUGUGAUCUUUAGAUGUCAAAUAAAGUUUGGUUACAAGA
Molecule: messenger RNA, 3252 nt
Organism: Perca fluviatilis (European perch)
Lineage: Eukaryota; Metazoa; Chordata; Actinopteri; Perciformes; Percidae
Gene: laynb
Product: layilin b
Exons: 7
Coding region: 334-1431 (365 amino acids)
Molecular function (GO): hyaluronic acid binding
Source: RefSeq, a predicted model, not a curated record